Macadamia integrifolia is the source of this 1401-nucleotide messenger RNA. Its product is annotated as homeobox-leucine zipper protein ATHB-13-like. Gene Ontology annotation, cellular component: nucleus. Gene Ontology annotation, biological process: positive regulation of DNA-templated transcription. The record is from RefSeq and is a predicted model, not a curated record. Gene Ontology annotation, molecular function: DNA-binding transcription factor activity, RNA polymerase II-specific; sequence-specific DNA binding. Lineage: Eukaryota; Viridiplantae; Streptophyta; Magnoliopsida; Proteales; Proteaceae. The coding region runs from base 170 to 1021 and encodes 283 amino acids. The transcript is spliced from 3 exons.
UUACACCUCUGCCGUUCUUUCUCUCACUCCAAAUAUCUCUACCUCUGCAAACCCAUUUGCUCAUUCUUCUCUCCCUCUCCCUCUUUCUACUUAGAACACCAAUUUCCUCAUGAAAGUCGGAUCGUCAGCACAGAUUUUCAUUCUGAUAAGAAGAACUUGAGCUUGAGCUAUGAGUUGCAAUGGAAUGGCCUUCUUCCCUGCCAAUUUUAUGUUACAAACUCAACAUGAAGAGGAGCACCAGGCUCCGACACCUCUCAACCCUGUCCUUCCCUCCUGCUCACCUCAAGACUUCCAUGGUGUUGCGUCAUUUCUAGGGAGGAGAUCCAUGUCAUUUUCAGGUGUGGACGUUUGUGAAGAAACAAAUGGUGAAGAUGAUUUGUCUGAUGAUGGAUCACAGGUGGGAGAGAAGAAAAGGAGGCUUAACAUGGAACAGGUGAAGACACUUGAGAAGAACUUUGAAUUGGGUAACAAGCUUGAACCUGAGAGGAAAAUGCAGCUCGCUAGGGCUCUUGGUCUGCAACCAAGACAGAUCGCUAUAUGGUUUCAGAACAGGAGAGCCAGGUGGAAGACCAAGCAAUUGGAGAAAGACUACGAUCUCCUCAAAAGACAGUUCGAAGCAAUUAAGGCCGAUAAUGAAACCCUCCAAACCCAGAACAAGAAACUUCAAGCCGAGAUAUUGGCUCUUAGAAGUAGGGAACCAACUGAAUUAAUCAACCUCAAUAAAGAAACUGAGGGUUCUUGCAGCAAUAGGAGUGAUAACAGCUCUGACAUCAACUUAGAUAUCUCAAGAACACCAGCAAUCGAUAGUCCUCUAUCGUCCCACCCAAGCAGACCACUCUUCCCAGCUUCUAUCAGGCCAGCGACUAUGACCCAAUUCCUCCAAAACUCAUCAAGGCCAGACCUCCAUUGCCAAAAGAUGGAACAAACUACCGUUCAAGAUGAGAGCUUCUGCAACAUGUUCUGCAGCAUUGACGAUCAACCCGGAUUAUGGCCAUGGCCGGAGCAGAACCAUUUCCAUUGAAUCUGGACCUAAUUAUAUCUGUGUUCACAAUCGACGGGGACCCAAUUUGCAUUUGCGGCGGCGGUGGCUUUCGGCCUUGAAAUGAAUGAAGUACAGAGAUUUGUUGUGCUUGGCCAAUUUAUCUUGGACUGAAAUGUCUCAGAAAGUCUUUUAGAUUGGUGUAUAGAAUAGAAAAAAAAGGGUAAUUAAAUUCCAGAUGGGCUGAAGAUGAUGAUUUCACAAGAAAAAGGACUCUCUGCAUCUUUGAAUCGUUAAACUCUAUCUUCUUUACUUGAUAUUUAAGAGAUGUGGAAGCAAUCUAAGUUAAGAUUACCUGUGGUAGUGAUUGGCUUUCAGUUCUACCAUGGGCAGUGAAAUAAAGAAAGGAUUUUUCUCUCCAA